Molecule: messenger RNA, 918 nt
Organism: Dujonia railenensis
Lineage: Eukaryota; Fungi; Ascomycota; Pichiomycetes; Serinales; Debaryomycetaceae
Source: the annotation of a GenBank genome assembly
AUGGAACUCACCACAUAUAGCGGAACCUUUCUUGGUGGAGUAAUUUGGGCCAAUUUUGGUGCGUGCAUGAUUAUGGGUUUCGUAGUACAGAGUUCUCAUCUAUGGAAAUUGUCUGUUUCUUUGAAAUACGCUUCAAAAGCUAAACACCCUUUGUAUAUAGGAUUGGGGACAGGCUUCUGUGGUACAUUCUCAUCUUUCUCUACCGUAAUUCUUGAAGCUUUUGAAAAGGCUGCCAAUGUAGAAGCUGGCUCAACUAAUUAUCACUAUCCCACUGCUGGCUAUGGGAUCAUGGAAUUUUUGGCAGUUAUACUAGCUCAUUUGGGUACAUCUAUACUAGCUUUUAACAUCGGAAAACAUAUAUGUGAAGCAAUUGAGUAUCAAUAUCCUUACUCUUUUUCAACAACAAUAAGUAAGAUUGCGGUAGGAUUAGCACAAGCCGUAGGAAUUAUAGCAUAUAUAGUAGUAAUUGUCCUAAUUGCAACAAAGAGGGAUGGUGAUUGGAGAGUUUGGACAUUUUCAUGCUUAUUUGCGCCUAGUGGAGCAAUUUUAAGAUACUUCCUCUCUAUUCACGUUAAUCCGAUGGUGAAAGGCUUCCCCAUGGGUACAUUUGCAGCCAAUUUACUGGGCACUUUGGUCCUAGCUAUACUAACUUUGGUUGUUAGAGGCAAAGUUCCUGGAAGCACUGACGAAUCGCAAUUAAUAACUAAUGUAUUGCAUUGCCAAGUGAUAACCGGAGUAGACGAUGGAUUUUGUGGAGCUCUCACCACUGUGAGCACCUUUGUCUCAGAAUUGGAUAGCUUGAAAACGAAGCAAGCUUAUAAGUAUGGAGCACUUUCUAUUUUAUCCAGUUUUUGUUUGGUAGUGGUUACCCUUGGAGCUUAUAAUUGGAGUGUCGGGUUGACAGAUCCAGUGUGUUAA